Molecule: messenger RNA, 785 nt
Organism: Sesamum indicum (sesame)
Lineage: Eukaryota; Viridiplantae; Streptophyta; Magnoliopsida; Lamiales; Pedaliaceae
Source: RefSeq, a predicted model, not a curated record
AUUUCAAUUUAAAUAUUUGUAUGAGAAGGGAAAAAGUGGAGAAUGGUAAACAAAUAGGCAUCCUCGUACAGUCCACGUGUGAACGCGCGAUCUUGUGUUAUGGCCCCAUGGAGUGACCACAUAGUCUUCACCCUCCGCCUGCCGCGCACGUUAGAGCUGCGUCUUAAACAAACCCACGGCGCGUGCGCCGAUUCUUCUGGAUUCCACCUCCAUAUAUACCCCCGGGACCGCCCCUCUCCGCUCUCCAGAAAAAAAAAAAAACAGAACAACACCAGUACUGCACCUAUACAUACAACCAUUGUUAUAUAUACAUACAGGUGACUGCCCGUACACGCAGUGGGAGGUGUGAAAAUAUGUGUUUUCUGGGGUGCGAGGAGGAGGAGACCGAGUUAGGGCGGCAGGCGGCGCCGGGGACGUGCCCCUACUGCCGCGGAAAGGUGCAGGCGGUGGACGUCAGCAGCCGGUGGAGAUUCUGUUUUCUCCCCAUUUGCUUCAGAUUCAAGCGCAAGUAUUUGUGUAGUCUCUGUUCCAGGAAGCUCGUUCUGUACGAUACAUAGUCCUGGUUCGUUCUUCCUAGUUCCUACAGCUUCGUCCUCGGACUGGUAAUUGGGGUGGGUUGGCUUCGGGAUGCCGAGGUUGUAGCCGAUUGACUGUGUAAUUUUGGGGAACUAAUUCCAUGUUUGCGUUGAGUGCUGUUUCUCCGACUGGUGUAUGUAUAGUGUACGUAUGUGUUGUGUACUUCUACAUUGUAUGUAUGUAUAUCAAUUUUGAUUAUUUCUUCGUGA